CACUGAAAUCUAGUUUCAGGUACAAGAUCUGUCAGGCAACUCAACUAUUGGUCUGCAAAUCUGAACCGGGGCUUCCAUAACCAUGAAUAAAAUCUUCGUCCUUUUGAUCUUGAGCUCUAUGGUAACUAUAGGGCAUCUCACAACGUGCAAAAGGUGUUGGACUCUUGACUCAACUGAAUGCUGCUCAGAAAAGGAGAUUCAAUGUGAUGGAUCCAAGUGCAUGAUGCUGUCAGAAUACUGCAAUGUCAGCAAUGAGAUUUAUAAUUCCGUGAGAAAAAUGUGUGCAGUGGAGGCAUUGUGUAAUACUUGCUUCUCAGCGUCAACAAACCAUGACUUCUAUCUCCGAGUCAGUGCUGAAUGUGGGGAAGGAGACAACAGCAAUGCUGAUUUGAAGUUUAAGGAAUUAUGUAAUGAUCAAUUGCCACUAAACGGCUAUAUGUGUCCAAGCUGCUAUGUGAAUACAUCUACUGAUGGCUGCGAAAGCGAAGGAAUGGUAUUGUGCCGUGGGAACGAAUUUGAGUGUUUGAAGUUUAGGUCAAGUGUUCAGCUGUCCGAUGGUUCUAUAACACCAAUGUCAGUUCAAGGCUGCAUUACACAAGGUGGUUGUCAAAUUGGGUUUGGAGGCAUACCCGGAGCAAAGCAAUAUGAUCCAAAGGAGAUGACAUGUACCCCUGCAACACGAGUUAACCCUGAUGGAAAAAACUAACCCACCAAAUCAGCUGCAAGCCAAGUCUGCGUCUUUGUUAGGACAUUGACGCACGUGUAAAACGUCAUAAGCUUUGGUUGCUUUAGAAACAAUGACAGCUGAAAACAGCACUGAGAAUUUGAGAUGUAUCAAACUGUAGAUGCGCUAAAUGCAUGUUAAUAAAAUCUUUAACUACU
This is a messenger RNA of Rana temporaria (common frog), 882 nucleotides long. RefSeq lists its product as uncharacterized. The record is from RefSeq and is a predicted model, not a curated record. Lineage: Eukaryota; Metazoa; Chordata; Amphibia; Anura; Ranidae. The coding region runs from base 83 to 706 and encodes 207 amino acids. The transcript is spliced from 5 exons.